AUGGAAGUGGAGAGCCUAUUAACAGGGAAGAUAGUCAAGCGAAAACCAUCAUGGACUCACUUUUUUUUGCAAGAAAACUGGAAAGAUAGGACAUCUCAAAGCUUAUUUUUCAUCAGAAUCUUUAUAGUCGUUGCUUUUGGCACCCUUAUCGUUGCAAAUGCAAUAACUGGAAUAACCUUACAAUCAGCCAAUGUAGAUUGUAUAUGAGAUGGGCUAUUUCAAGCUACUCGGCCCAUAAAUCAAUUUUUUAGAGAGAAUGAAACUCCAAGGAGCAUCAUGCUUAUUAUUUCCUCUUUUCUAGUAGAUAUACUUGUAGUAAACUAUGCUACCAAUUUUAUCCUUUGGGGAAAAACAUGAAGGACUGCAAUUUGUCUUUUUUGUUUUUAUGCUUUUAGAGGGCUCAUACAGAAUAUCUUUGUUAUGGAAUUUCCUUAUGGGCAAGCUUGGGGGUAUCCUGGUUUUCCUUCAUUGACAGUAUCUUACUAUGUGACAAAUGAUUUUUUCUUUUCAGGGCAUGUAGGCGUCAUAACGAUUUUGUCAUUAGAUAGUCAUGCGAGGGGUAAAAGGGGUCUUAUGUGGAUAUCAAUUGCGACUGUUUUUAUCGAGUUUUGGGUUAUGAUAUUUUUGAGGGGUCAUUAUACUAUUGAUUUAAUUUCAGGGAUUCUAAUUGCUCAUUAUAUGUGGAUUAUCAGCAAAAAAGUAAGCAGAGCGUUAGAUAGGAUAUCGGGAUAUAAGAGACCAUCAAAUGAGUACGGGAUUGACAAUGGAACUGAAUUCUCUAAAAUUUAA
This is a messenger RNA of Blepharisma stoltei, 789 nucleotides long. NCBI's taxonomy places the organism in Eukaryota, Ciliophora, Heterotrichea, Heterotrichida, Blepharismidae. The record is from the annotation of a GenBank genome assembly.